Penicillium oxalicum is the source of this 912-nucleotide messenger RNA. RefSeq names its product spherulation-specific family 4 protein. Bases 1 to 912 code for a protein of 303 amino acids. The transcript has 3 exons. The record is from RefSeq and is a predicted model, not a curated record. NCBI's taxonomy places the organism in Eukaryota, Fungi, Ascomycota, Eurotiomycetes, Eurotiales, Aspergillaceae.
AUGUCCACAACAGCUGCCGAUGAAAAGCACGUGAACAGACGAGGAGUCCUUCGCUCCAAACGCUGUCGAAUUCUCUUGGCUUUAAUUGCCUUCAUUGUCAUCUGCGCUGCCAUCAUCCCGGCCGUUGUCGUGACCACACUCCGCAAAAAGAACAGUAUGGGUCCAAAGUCCAAGGUCUUUGUGCCACUCUACGUCUACCCUGCUCCUGGGGCUUGGACUCCGCUGGAAAAUGUAAUUUCCACACAUCCCGAUGUCAACUUUACCGUGGUGAUCAACCCAGGGAAUGGUCCUGGGCCGGACUCAUUACCUGAUGCCAACUAUACGCGUGAGAUACCAAAGCUGGCAUCUUACUCUAAUGUUCGGCUAUUGGGAUAUGUGCAUACAUCGUAUGCUCAGCGCAACAUCUCAUUACUGCGCAAGGAUAUCGAGACUUAUGCUGCCUGGCCGAGUGAAUCAUCCAAUCCCAACUUGACUGUUCAGGGUAUCUUCUUCGACGAAACACCGCAGCAAUUCAGCGAUCAGGCUGUCACUUAUCUGCAAAAUUUGACCGACUUGGUUAAAAGCCAGAAGGCAUUUGGUCCCGAUGGUUUUGUGGUGCAUAAUCCAGGGGCUGUUCCCGACUCUCGGUAUCUGAGCUCUGCAGACUCGACCGUGGUGUUUGAAGGAACCUACGGCAUGUUCCAAGAGCGGCAGGGGGCUAAGCUGUUCGCAGAUAUCCCGAACAGCACUCGCGGCCAACUGUGCGCCGUGAUCCACUCGGUUCCUGACAUCCAGGAUGGGUCGGGUCUGCGCGAUUUGGUAAAAGAGGCGCGUAGGGUAGCCGAUGAGGUUUUCAUUACCCACCUUGACACUGAUUACUACGCGAGUUUUGGGGAGAAGUGGACGGAGUUUGUCGAUCUCAUGGCUGCAUAG